GCAAUCUAUUAGUGUCCCUAAUUUUGACUCAGUGCGUUUAACUUGCGCAAUGACAGGCCAGUGAUGAACAAUUUGUGAUGGCUCAACAAAAAGGCAACUAACGAUAAAACAACAAACAAAAGAUAAAAAAAAAAAAAAUCACUUCUAAGCUAAUAUAAUCACAUAAUGCAUACUUUGUGGCUCAUUUUGCCGCAUAUUUUAAUAGUUUCGCACCAAAUACUCGGUUUGAGACGCACCAACAAAGUUCAGGAAGAAACAUACAAAAGAUAUUACAACUCCGCUGACCUGACCGAUCGUCUUCAGCGUUUUUCUCAAAAGUACGCACAUAUUUGCAGCCUCUCGAGCAUCGGACAGUCUGUCGAGGGAAGGGCGCUUUGGGUCAUGAGAAUAACAACGAAUCCGACUACGGACGCACCAGGCAAACCGAGGUUCAAGUAUGUGGGCAACAUCCACGGGGACGAGGCUUUAUCGAGGCAGUUGUUAGUGUAUCUGAUUGAGUACCUGUUGACUCAGUAUGGCCGCGAUGUGAGAGUAACAGAGCUGGUGAACCGGACUGACAUCUAUAUAAUGGCCAGCAUGAAUCCUGACGGCUUUGAGCGCGCGGUGGAGGGGGACUGCACUGGCAGCAAAGGCCGCGAGAAUGCCAAACAUUAUGACCUCGAUAAGAGUUUCCCAGACCGGGAUGAGUCCUUCAGUAAGACCUCAGAAGACCUACCGGAGGUCACAGCUGUCAUGAAAUGGAUUCUUGAGAAAAAGUUUGUCUUGUCUGGUAGUCUACAUGGGGGCUCAGUGAUGGCCACCUACCCCUUUGAUGACGGCAGUUCUUAUGCAACCUCAGGGCUGACAGCAGAUGUUGCUCUCUUUCGCCAUUUAGCACAAACCUACACUGAGAACCAUCCCAUAAUGGGGAUGGACAAUCCUGGCUGUCCUGAUGAUCCAGACAAAAGCUUGGGAGAUGGGGGAAUGCAGGAUUACAGCUACUUCAGAGGGAACUGCUUUGAAGUCACUUUUGAGUUGAGCUGCUGCAAGUAUCCACCAGCUUCUCAGCUUUUCACAGAAUGGACCAAUAACAAGGAGGCCCUUCUUGCCUACAUACACCAAGCUCAUAUUGGUGUGAGAGGUUUCAUAAUGACCAGAACAGGCAUUGGACUCCCAGAUGCAACAAUCUCCGUUUCUGGAACUGAUCACAACAUCACAACUGGGAUGUUUGGUGAUUAUUAUCGUCUGCUGCUGCCUGGAAGAUAUGACGUCACUGCUAGCUCACCUGGAUAUCUUUCAAAUACUGUCAAGAAUGUGCCAGUGAUUGAAGGCAAAGCCACGCUGUUAAACUUCACUCUUGAGGAACCUGUAGAGGAGAUGUUAAUGCGAGACCCCUCUGAACAACCUGUGGUAACCAAUGAAGGUCUGAACACACCUGGACCUCCCACCUCAAGGUCUCCAAUCCAUACUUUGGAUUUCCGAUAUCAUAGUUAUGAUGAAAUGGAGAUGUCCUUGCAACUGCUUAGUGCUGUCCAUCCUUCCAUCACUUACCUGUACUCUGCUGGACGAUCAGUGCAGGGCAGGAAUCUUUAUGUAAUGGAGAUAUCCACCAAUCCUGGUGUUGAUCAGAGAGGCAAACCAGAGAUCAUGUUUUUGGGUAACCUGCAUGGAAAUGAGUUUAUCGGACGUGAGAUGCUCCUAAACCUGGUUGAGUACUUGUGCCGCAAUUAUGACAAAGAUCUAUUGGUCACACGUCUGGUCAAUAGCACAAGAAUUCACAUCAUGCCUUCCAUGAACCCAGACGGGAAUGAAUUGGCACUAAAAGCUCACAAUGAACGGGUCUCAGGAGACCUAAGUAUUAUUGGACACCGUAACAGUCACCGUGUUGACCUGAAUGCAAAUUUCCCUAAACAGUCAGGAUCAGGAAAUACUGUUGAAGCAGAAACUCUGGCAGUGAUAAACUGGAUCAAGGAUCACUUCUUUGUACUGUCUGCAAGUAUACGUGGAGGGUUUAGAGGAGUCGUCUACCCCAGUUCCCUUGACUCUGUUGAUGAGGACCUGUUUAAAUCAGUUGCAAAAGCCUAUUAUGUGCAAUCUCAGGCUUUUCAAGAGCCUCAGGCCUGUGAUGUGCCAAGAACCAGAGAGAAAAAAGGCAAUAAGCACCAUCGUCCAGUAAUCACAGGAAUUGAUAUGCUGACUUGGGCAUAUCACAGCACAGACACUUUAGCCGUUAAGAUUGGUUUGAGCUGUGAACUGCUUCCACCAGAGGAGUUGCUCUCAGAAUAUUGGGAGAAGAAUCACGGAGCGCUCUUGCACUUUAUACAACAGGUUCAUUUAUUUGUGAGGGGUAUGGUGACUGAUGGUCAUUCUGGCAAAGGCAUUGCUAAUGCCACAGUCGUGGUGGAAGGCUCAAGCCAUCAUGUCCACACUAGCAGCACGGGCCAGUACUGGAGACCUCUGGCUCCUGGUUCUUACCAUAUCACCGCUUCUGCUCCAGGUUAUAUUCCAAUAUCAGAAUCUGUCCGCGUGUUGGAGACUCGGGUGGAGCAGGUGGACUUCAAGCUGACCAGAGAUGCGUUGCAGCCAUCUGUUGAGGAAGGAGAACAGAAGGACUUUGAGAAACUGGUGGAACGGCUCUUAGCCCCUGGUGAGUUGGAUCAGUUGGUCCGCAGCCUUCUCCCUGCUCAGACCUUGCGGUACCGAACCUACAGGGAACGCUCUGAGUUCCUGCGUGGAUUGACCUUAAACUUCCCUCGCAUCACACGGCUGUACAGUUUGGGUCAGAGCACUGAGAUUAGGACUGUCUGGGCUCUUGAGAUUGCUGGCAAUUUGGAGGUCCCUCAAGCUGCUGAACCCAAGAUCCGUUUUGUGGCCGGAGUCCAUGGUGAUGCAGCAGUAGGUCCAGAGUUGCUGCUCGAAUUUGCUUCUGUUCUUUGCCUCAAUUAUGGCAGGAAUUCCGCCAUCACCAAGCUGAUUGACAGGAGCAGGAUACUGAUUCUCCCAUGUGUGAACCCUGAUGGUAGAGAGCAGGCACAAGAGGGAUUCUGCUCGUCCAGUAAGGGGUACACCAACGCUCAUGGCACAGACCUGGACACAGAUUUCUUCUAUGGCAAUGCAUCCGCACAGCCAGAGACGCGUGCAGUGAUGGAUCUGAUUUAUGGAGGGGGUUUCUCUCUCUCAGUAGCGUUGGAGGGAGGCUCUCUGCUGGCUACAUACUCCUAUGACAGACCUAAUCAGCAUGCACAAAAUGAGGAGACAUUGAGAUAUUUGGCCUCCUUGUAUGCCAGCAGUCAUCCUUUAAUGCACUUGGGUAACCUGGGAUGUACAGAAAAGUCAGGGCAAAUCCCAGGAGGGAUUCUUAGGGGUGCGGAUUUCAGCGCUCACACUGGCAGUAUGAAGGACUUUAGUUUGGAUGUGGGCAUUUGCCCUGAAAUCACGGUAUACACUGGCUGUUGUAUGUUCCCAUCCGAACGUCAGCUCUUCUCGCUGUGGAUGGAGAACAGACUGCCUCUUUUCCGCAUGCUGCUGGAGGUUCAUAGAAGGCUGAGUGGUGUCGUGAGGGACAGUAAAGGGCGUCCGAUGUCAGAUGCUGUUGUUGUGGUGAACGGCUUUAUGAAUGUUCAUGCAGACAGUCAGGGUCACUUCACCACUCUCGUGGCUCCAGGCACACAUCAGCUGCUGGUUCAGGCCCAUGGAUAUCAGCAAGAACUCCAGCAGGUGAAUAUAUCCUCAGACAAAGUGACCAGCCCCAUUGUGAUCGACUUUACAGCGGACAGGGCUCCCUUGAGUCAGGCAGUCUUUGUAAUUGCCACAGCCUCUUUGAUGAGCAUCUUAAUCUGUGCUCUCCUCAUCUGGCACCUUCGCUCUGCCAAGUUCAGCCGUAUACGAGACGGGGUUCGUUGGUUGCGUCGUAAGAGGGAUGUCCUCCAAAUGGAAGCAAUGGCUUCAGAGAAAUCACCCUUGCGACAGGAGUUUCUGGAUGAGAGUGAGAGUGAAGAUGACCCUUUCCUUGUGGAGAGUCGCUGAAUGUACUGUCAAAGUGUUCAAGAAUAAAAUAUCAUUCUGUCUUUAUACUUAGUAUGUCAGAUGACUUUGUGAAUGACCGAUGCAGAUCUAUGUUUAGUAAACGGUGAACUUUGCAACCUCUGGUCUCCUAAACUUGAUA
Onychostoma macrolepis is the source of this 4144-nucleotide messenger RNA. It is a transcript of the gene cpdb, whose product is annotated as carboxypeptidase D, b. Gene Ontology annotation, biological process: proteolysis. Gene Ontology annotation, molecular function: zinc ion binding; metallocarboxypeptidase activity. Lineage: Eukaryota; Metazoa; Chordata; Actinopteri; Cypriniformes; Cyprinidae. The record is from RefSeq and is a predicted model, not a curated record.